GUCCAGGGAGAACGACAGAGACAAAGUCGCCGACACCGACGGAGGGAAGAAGCCGCCGCGCCGCUUAGAUCGCAGUCUCCCUCGCCCAAUAUACACAACGCCUUCGAUAUGAGCGACAAUAAAGAAUACAAGCUGGUGGUACUUGGUAGUGGUGGUGUGGGUAAAUCUGCGCUGACCAUCCGCCUCGUGACCGACAACUUCCUGGAGGACUAUGACCCCACUAUUGAGGACAGCUACCGGAAGCAGACGACUAUCGAUAACAGUCCAGCGCUGCUGGAUAUUCUGGAUACGGCCGGCCAGGAGGAGUACACAUCCAUGCAGGACCAGUGGAUGCGUGAGGGCAAAGGCUUCUUGCUGGUGUACAGCGUGACCAGUCGUAGCUCUUUCGACGACAUUUCCGCCUUCAAAGACAAGAUCUUGCGUGCCAAGGACGUGGAUAACGUGCCAAUUGUGCUGGUCGGUAACAAGUGCGACCUGGAGCCUCAGCGACAGGUGGCCGCUAAUGAGGGCAAAGAGCUUGCCCGUCAGUGGGGCUGCUCCUUUAUGGAGACCAGUGCCAAAGAGAGAAUAUUGAAUGAGGAGUGCUUCUAUCAGGUGGUGCGUGAGAUCAGGAAAUCUGAGCGUCCUGUGCGUGUGGAGCGACCGCAACCCACGCAGAAGCCACAGAAGAAGUCCGGGUUCAAGUGCACCAUCCUAUAGAAGCGCGCGAGCCUUUCGCACGUUGCGUCGCGUCGUACGAGGCCUCCAGCUUCUAUCGUCUCGUCACGACGUUCUGCUGCUUACAUAACAUCAGUCAGUUUAGCCCACUUCAGAAUCCAAUAAGCCACUCACC
This is a messenger RNA of Phytophthora infestans T30-4, 832 nucleotides long. Its product is annotated as ras protein let-60. Lineage: Eukaryota; Oomycota; Peronosporomycetes; Peronosporales; Peronosporaceae. The record is from RefSeq and is a predicted model, not a curated record. Gene Ontology annotation, cellular component: plasma membrane. Gene Ontology annotation, biological process: Ras protein signal transduction. The transcript is spliced from 5 exons. Gene Ontology annotation, molecular function: GDP binding; GTPase activity; GTP binding. The coding region runs from base 109 to 699 and encodes 196 amino acids.